AUGCCAGGCAACAAGAUCAAGGUUUCCAUCGACCGCGGCGGCACCUUCACCGACGUUCAUGCCAUUGUGCCCGGCAAGCCUGACAUCGUCCUCAAACUCCUUUCCGUCGACCCUUCCAACUACCAAGAUGCCCCUACAGAAGGCAUCCGCAGAGUCCUUGAGGCCGCUACUGGUGCGACAUUACCCAGAGGACAGCCCCUCCAAUUGGACGACAUAGAAUGCCUACGAAUGGGCACCACAGUUGCCACCAAUGCCCUUCUGGAGCGCAAAGGCAUGAGAUCUGCGCUCCUGACCACCAAAGGUUUCAAGGACCUCCUUAGAAUCGGCAACCAGGCCCGUCCCGACAUCUUCGACCUCUCAGCGAGGCGGCCUGAUGUCUUGUUCGAGGAUGUUGUCGAGGUUGACGAGCGCAUCAUCCCCUCGCAUCCCCUUUCAUCCCCAGAGGCUCUGUCGCCUUUCCGAGUGAUUGAGGGAAUUACUGGGGAGACAUUUCAGGUGGCUCGGGAACUAAAUAUUGAAAAAAUCACUGCAGACCUGGAAGCUCUGAAGAAGCAGGGCUACCGCUCGGUGGCUGUUGCUCUUAUCAACUCAUUCGCCUGUCCCGACCAUGAACUCAAGAUUGGCGAGACUGCCUCCAAGCUAGGCUUCUCAGUCGCACUAUCGUCCCAGUUGCAGCCUAUGAUCAAGGUGGUCCCUCGCGGCAUGUCUGCUACUGCCGACGCCUAUCUCACCCCGGUCAUUAAAUCUUACAUCGACUCCAUCUCAGCAAAUUUCGAUGGCGGCUUAGCAGGCUCUCACGGUUGUCGAGUCGAAUUCAUGCAGUCUGACGGCGGUUUGGUUGACUUCCGUAAGUUCAGCGGCUUGAAAGCUAUUCUCUCCGGUCCCGCCGCCGGUGUUGUUGGGUAUGCCUCGACGAGUUGGGACGAAGAGGCGCGAGUGCCUAUUAUUGGCUUCGAUAUGGGAGGCACAUCCACCGACGUGUCACGGUUCGACGGUCACCUUGACCACACCUUCUCCUCUAGUAUCUCAGGUGUUAGCAUUCAGGCGCCGCAGCUCGACAUUAACACUGUCGCUGCGGGAGGUGGAUCCAUUCUGUUCUGGAAGAAUGGCCUAUUUAUGGUCGGACCCGAAUCUGCGUCCGCACACCCCGGGCCUGCCUGCUAUAGAAAGGGAGGACCGCUCACAGUCACCGAUGCAAACCUUUUCCUAGGUCGCCUUUUGCCUGAAUACUUCCCUAGGAUUUUCGGCCCUAAUGAGGAUCAGCCCCUCGACAGAGAAGUUUCUCGGAAGCUGUUUGAGGAGAUGACGGAAAAGAUCAAUUCAGAGCACGGCGUCACUCAACUCACCGCCGAAGAAGUUGCUCUGGGCUUCCUCAAGGUUGCCGACGAAUCAAUGACAAGACCUAUCCGCAAUCUGACAGAAGCUCGAGGAUUCGAAACUUCUGCUCACCAUCUCGCAAGCUUCGGUGGUGCCGGUGGCCAGCACGCCUGCAACGUUGCCGCCUCGCUCGGCAUUUCGCGCAUUAUCAUCCACAAGUACUCCUCUAUCCUAUCGGCGUAUGGCCUUGCCCUCGCUGAGAUCGUCCACGAGGCACAAGAGCCUAUGGCUGCUUACUAUGUUGGAGCCGAGGAAUUAAUUAUUGGCAAACUACAGGGUCUCAUUAACCACACCAUCAAGCAGCUCCAGACCCAGGGUUUUGUGGAGGAGCAACUUAGGCAUGAAAUUUUCCUAAACAUGAGGUACGAGGGCUCGGAUACAAGUCUGAUGAUCCUCAAGCCUGAGGAUGGUGACUUCCUUUCAGCCUUUAUCGAGCGACACCGUCGGGAGUUUAACUUCACAUUCCAGCGGCCGGUCAUCAUUGACGAUGUUCGCGUCCGAACCAUCGCAUCCGCAAACAAGACGGUGGAGAAAAGCCCCUUGCAACAGCUCAAGGAUGCAACGUUGAAGGAUGCUUGUGCACCCGCUCAUUACACAGACGUCUACUUCGACUCGCAAGCUGGAUUCAGAAGCACCCCUGUCUACCAGCUUCGAGAUCUCGGCUCUAAUGUGAAGCUGCACGGCCCUGCCAUUAUUAUCGACGAGACUCAGACCAUCGUGGUCAAUCCCAAUGCGGUCGUUCACGUUCUUGACACAUGUGUGCUUAUCGACUUAGAGUCCGCGACUCGCGAGGCCACGUACUCGUCAAAGGUUGACCCUAUUCGUCUAUCCAUCUUUGGCCAUAGGUUCAUGUCCGUUGCCGAGCAGAUGGGCCAUACUCUACAGAAAACCUCCGUCUCGACGAAUAUCAAGGAGCGACUCGACUUUUCUUGCGCUCUAUUCUCUCCCGACGGCGGGCUUGUCGCCAAUGCUCCCCAUCAUAAUCGCUGGAAAGGGCAGCUGAAGAAUGGUGAUGUCUUGGUUUCGAACCACCCUAUGUCUGGCGGAACCCACUUGCCCGACGUGACGGUCGUCACCCCGGUGUUCAAGCAAGGAACCGAUGAAAUCAUCUUCUACGUCGCCUCGCGCGGCCACCAUGCAGACAUCGGCGGCAUCCUUCCCGGAUCCAUGCCUCCCAACUCCACCGAGCUGUGGCAGGAAGGCGCAGCCAUCGAGUCAGAAAAGGUCGUUUCUAAUGGUAUCUUCAAUGAAGACCGCAUGCGCGAGCUCUUCUUUGAUGUCCCAUCCAAGUACGAAGGCUGCUCAGGCAGCCGAAACUUGAGCGACAACAUCUCGGACCUCAAAGCUCAGAUUGCCGCCAAUGCUCGUGGGAUCACGCUGAUCCAGAACCUGAUCGACGAGUACGGACUGCAAACCGUGCAGAUGUAUAUGUACGAGAUCCAGCGCACAGCCGAGUUGGCCGUCCGAAACCUUCUCAAGGAUAUGUACCACCGCUACGGCGGCCGUCCGCUGGAGGCCCUGGAUUUCAUGGACGACGGCACACCCAUCAAGCUCACGAUCACGAUUGACAAGGAAGGCGCGGCCGUCUUCGACUUUGACGGUACGGGUCCGGAGGUCCGUGGUAACAUUAACGCUCCCGAGGCUAUCACCCAUUCGGCGAUUAUAUAUGCCUUGCGAUGCAUGAUCAAGUCGGACAUCCCUCUGAACCAAGGUUGCUUGAGUCCCAUUGAUAUCAGGAUCCCGAAACCUAGCAUCCUGAGCCCUACCGGCGACUCUGCCGUUGUCGGCGGUAACGUAACGACCAGCCAGCGAGUCACCGAUGUGGUUCUCAAGGCGCUUCACGCCUGUGCCGCCUCGCAGGGUUGUCUGAACAACCUCACUUUCGGCAUUGAUGCCAAGGUCGAUGAAACAGGAAAGGUCACACCGGGCUUCGGUUAUUAUGAGACUAUUGCUGGUGGAGCUGGUGCAGGUGAUGGCUGGGUGGGAGAGAGUGGUGUGCAUGUGCACAUGACGAACACCCGCAUUACUGAUCCUGAGAUCCUUGAAAAACGAUACCCAUGCGUGCUGCGCCGCUUUGAGCUCCGUGAUGACACUGGGGGCGCGGGACGCAAUAGAGGAGGUGACGGUGUGACUCGAGAAAUCGAGUUCCUGACCCCAGUGCAGUGCUCUAUUCUAUCUGAGCGCCGUGUUCACCAGCCGUAUGGUAUGGAGGGUGGCGGGCCUGGAUCAACUGGCCUGAACCUCUGGCUCACGGCGGAUAGGCACACAGGUCAGGAAAGGAGAGUUAACAUGGGCGGAAAGGGUAGUGUACCCAUGAAGGUUGGCGACAGGGUUGUCAUUAUGACCCCCGGUGGAGGUGGCUAUGGUAGCAAGCAGGCUGCACAGAAUGGAACCCACUGUACAUAG
Messenger RNA from Penicillium mononematosum, 3783 nucleotides. RefSeq lists its product as uncharacterized. The record is from RefSeq and is a predicted model, not a curated record. The transcript is spliced from 3 exons. The coding region runs from base 1 to 3783 and encodes 1260 amino acids. Gene Ontology annotation, cellular component: cytosol. Gene Ontology annotation, biological process: glutathione metabolic process. Lineage: Eukaryota; Fungi; Ascomycota; Eurotiomycetes; Eurotiales; Aspergillaceae. Gene Ontology annotation, molecular function: 5-oxoprolinase (ATP-hydrolyzing) activity.